Messenger RNA from Morchella importuna, 5094 nucleotides. RefSeq lists its product as uncharacterized. The coding region runs from base 1 to 5094 and encodes 1697 amino acids. The transcript has 5 exons. The record is from RefSeq and is a predicted model, not a curated record. NCBI's taxonomy places the organism in Eukaryota, Fungi, Ascomycota, Pezizomycetes, Pezizales, Morchellaceae.
AUGACUUCGAACAACCAUAUCUACAAAGUACCACCGCCGUGGCCUGGACACAGAGUUGACACCACAACCCAGCAGCAGCAGCAACCACAGCAUAAUAUGUACGGCCAGCAGCAGCAGCAGCACCAGCAGUACCUGGGGCAGGGCCAGGGCCAGAUGGGCGGGAUUCAGCCGGGAACGGCAACCGGGGUGCAGCAGAGCUAUGGUAGUGGAUACCCCCCGCAACAGACCCCCUACCACAACUCUCAGUACCAGCAGUACCCCCCGCAACAACCCUACACCCAGCAGCACUCGCCAUACCAGCAGCAGCACCACCAGCCCCCACCGCCGCCCCCCCCACCCCCACAAAGCUGGGGACAGCAGCCCCAGCAGCAAUGGCAGCCGCAGGGCCCCCCGGUCCCGCCGAGACCGUCGAGCGUGGUCUAUAAUCCCAUGAAUAACAACUACAACAGCAACCCCGGAUCGUCCUAUAGUCCCACUCCAUACGGGCAAUCGUCAACUCCGCAACAGGCUCCCCCGCCGCCGCCUCCGCCACCACCACCACCACCGCCGCCGCCGCCGCCACCGGUGGAUACGGCGUACGGGCAGCAGCAGUAUCAGGGUGAGAGCACGUAUCCGUCGUCGGCGACGGGGCAGGUUCAUCAGAGCCAAGGUCAUAGCUGGGGUUCUACGCCUCAGCAGCAGUAUUCGCAGCCGCAGAAUCAGGGCCAUCAUGGAUACUACGAUGGCGGGGUCACACCCGGUGGUUAUGGGCAGGGUGAUACGUCGAGCCCGGCGGGUGAUCAUUCAGGUUAUGUUGCACCGGCGAACACGUCGAGUAGUUACCAGGCGGGAAAUAUAAACCCUACGGCUGGCGCCUAUCCUGCUUCGACUACGAUUCCGGCAUGGGGUGCGACACAGGAACCGGAGCAGAAGAAGCCGUUCACUUAUACACCCCCGGUUCUCCAUCCAGAUUAUGCAGUCCCUACCACUGGCCAGUAUACAGAUACGCAGCAGCAGCAGCAGCAGCAGCCGCAGCAACAACACCAGUACGGGUACCAAGAUACGCAGCAGUACAAUUCCAACGAUCACCAGCAGCAGUACCAACAAGACCAUAACACGCAACGACCAGCGCAAGCCUCGACCCAAAACGACCAAGGAAACUACUGGCCCCAAAACCAAGGCGAAUACCAGCAACCCCAGCAACAGUCUCAGCAAUUUCAGAACACACAAUCGGGGUCUAGCUGGACCAGCGGAUCACAGUAUAACCAGCCGCUCUCAAACACCACACCACCGCCCGCUGCUGCCCCGGCACAGCCUGGCGCAUCUGCGUAUCUGGAGCAUCUAAACCAGCAGCAGCAACAACAGAAUCAAGCGGCACCCGUCGCGGGCUCGCCGGCGUCGGCGAAGAGGAAAGACACCUUCCACGGCAUCCAGCCGGAGCCGCUGUUUACGAAGCCCAAGCCGCCGGGGAAGACGAAGACAUUCGCGGGCGCGUCGGGCAGCUGGGAGCAUUACGGUGGUAACAGCAACACUGAAGAUGCAAACAUUGUGGUCAGCAGGCCGAUCUCGCCUGUCGAUGUGCACCACCCGAAGCCGGUGAAGCCGCACAGUCCGGUGGAGAUGGCGACGGGCGGCGGUAGAUGGAACCAUGCCGAGGGGGCGUAUAGUUCUACGCCGCCACCACCACCGCCGCCGGCGAAAUCGUAUACUAUGGGCUCUGACGCGAAGCAUCCGCAGGGUCCUGGAAACGCGUUUCAGCAUGCACAGCUGUUUGGUAGCAGGCCUGGGAGUAGGCCGGGCAGUGGCUUUCAGGGACAUGGUGGGUUCCAGAGGCCGUCGAGUGGGGCGGGGGGGAGGAAGGGUACUGGGACACCUAGUGCGCAUAAGGCGAGUGUUGUGCCGCCCCCGACACAGACGGCGGAGUAUGCGUAUAAGGACUCGAAGGCGGGCUGGUCGGAGUCUCCGGCGGGCGGGGCGCCGCUGCCGGCGUUUGAGAAGUUGAAAGAGUUGGAGCAGAAGCAGAGUUGGCCGCAACAGCAGUCGCAUGAUACUCAGGCGUGGUCGCAACAACAGCAGCAGCAGCAGCAGGUACAGCAUCAAGAUACCCAGAAAUGGACUCAAGAGCAGCAGCCGCCUCAAGAGCAGUAUCAGCACGCGCAGAAUGGAGGAAAUGGGCAGCACUGGCCUCAAGAUAAUCAGGCGCAACAAAAGCAGGGUGAUAAUCAACAAUGGGCGGCGGCACAAAACCACACUCCUGCUACUGCUACUACUACUACUGUCUCGCAGGGCCACAAGCCUCAGCAUUUGAAAAUUGAUGAUCCUAAACACCAGCCACAACUACCACUCCAGUCCCAGGAGCACUCCGAGGCCUCAGGUCCACCUCGAACGGUGGGAGGGGGGACACCAGCACUGUCGGAGGCUACGGUCCUCACCCCCGCGACUUCGGUGACAAUGACUCAGCCACCGCCUAGCCACGAACAGCAAGACUCCGACCCGGUUCGGAAUUUGGAUCCGUUCUAUCAGGACUCGGUUCAGCGCUACAUUGUCAUGAUCCGGGCAGAGGCGGCCGCAACGACGGACGAGGAGAAGCUGAAGGUCUUUACAGACUUCAUGGAACACGAGUACUAUGUCCGUGGUCAGCGGUAUCCUCUCGCCCUUGGCGAGCCGCCCAGUCGGCAGAGUAGCGUGUAUGGAAGGUUACCACAGUAUGGCGGACGAGAGGAGGAAAAGGACUCGAAGGAGAAACUUGGAUUGUUGCCAGAAGGCGCGCUUGGGCCGAAGGAGAGGUCGAGAAGCAAUUCCGCUGCUGUGCCGCCGGCGGAGGUUAUACUUCCUGUCCCGUCGGAGCAUAUCGAGGUGGCCGCACCACCACAUACCCAGUGGGCGCCGGAAAAGCCAAAGACACCUGUGUCAUACGUGGAAACAAAGCCGCCGUCCCCGAAACCGGCGCAUAAGCCGGUAAGCUUGGAGGAUCCGCCGCUAUCGCCGGAGCCGCUGGUUAUUCGGAAGCGGCCCGAGUCGGUGGUGGCGCAGAGUCUGAAUAAGGGACAUGCUGCGUUUAAUGAAGAGCCGGUUUCGCCGCCGUCGGCGCAGAAGGGUGAGUACAAGGCGUUGAAUCCUGCGUCGCCGACUUCGCCGACUAGGUUCUCGGCUGGGGCGGGCGAGAGCCAGUAUGCUCCUUUCAACGGCACUGAAACUGCGGCGCAGGAGUCGACGGGGGCUUAUAAGCCGUAUAAUCCGGUUACGCAGGGUGGCAGGAACGCGUCGCCGGCUCCGGGAGGAGGCGAGUUUGUCGCGUAUGAUCCGAAGAGGGCGUCGACUUUCAUGGCCGGGGGUCCGGGACAGCAGCAGUCGAAGCGCAAUUCUCUGGGUCCUGGGUAUCCUUUGUCGAGGUCUGAGACGAUGGUGGAUAGUCCUACUAGCCAAGGGGGCUCUCAUCCAUUCGGUCCGUUGAAGGGUGCGAAGACCUAUGUCGAUGGAUACCAGCCGUACUCUCAGGAUGCGUAUCCACCUAGCUCUGGUGGGAGCUCGACUAUCUUUUCGACUCCCGGCGGUGGAGACGAGGCGCUGGAUAAGAAGAAACAGAGCUAUUUCCCUACUGCGCCCGCACCAAAUCCUGCGUUGGAUACGCUUUCGGCGGUGUUACCGGCGAGCCGUGCGCCGAGGAGCAAGGAGACGAAGGUCAUGGAUGAUGUGAGGAAGACUAUCGAUAGCAUCGGUGAGGACUUUAGCUUCAUCGAGGACAUCAACCGCGCCUACGCCGAGUCUGCGAAGAAGCGGCGCAGAAAGCUCGAUGAGGAGCGGCGCGCGAGACAGGAGCAGCAUGAGCAGUACACGGACGAGCUGUUUGCGGAUCAGCAGAUUGGUUAUGGCGAUAUCAAGGAGAUGGAGGGCGAGUUUAAGGCGAAGGAGGCGAGGAAGGAGGCGAAGGAGGAGGAGGACGAGUAUGAGAUCUACUGCACGGAGGUCUUCUCGAAGGUGUAUGAUAAGAUCCAGGAGGGGAUCACGGGUCUUAUGGAGAAGUAUUAUGAGAUCCAGGCGAGGGUCCCGGUGACGGUCGCGGGUAAGGAUAGGUGGGUGGCGUCGGAGAGUGCGGAGCUGACGGAGCUGAUGGAGGGCUUGUUGGAGUUGAGUAAGUUUAUUGAGACGAGGCAUGGGAAGGUCCAGGUGGCGAUUCUGGAGAGGGAUAAGAAGUUUAAGAAGACGGUGAUUCAGCCGUUGUAUGUGAGUGGGAAUAUCGGUAAGAUGAAGAGUAUGGAGAAGCAUUUCGAGGAGAGUGAGAAGAAGGCUGUUCUGGAGGCGGCACAGGCAAAACACGAGCGCACACAACAGCUCAUGAACACCAUCGAGGAAAGCAUCGAGCGCGGCCUCGACGCAGAACUAAACUACACCGAAGAGAUCACCGCCGCCGUCACCGCACUCGUCAACACCCUCCCCUCCCCCGGCAGCGACGCCGCCCUUAUCAAGCGCGAGAUCGCCUGCGCAUACGACACGCUCAAGGACCUCAAGGAGACGUCAAUCAAGUUCAUGAAGGUCUUCCACGCCGCCUCCCUGCUUAUCAACGAGUCGUUGAAUCAAGUCAAUCUCGCAGAGGCGCAUCUUGCCGGCUCGCCGAAGGAGGUUGUUGAGGCUGCUGCGGGCGAGAAGGCGACGGCGGAUGCGGAGACGGAUAAGGAGUUGGCGGAGAGGAUUGCGGUGGUGGAGGGCGACUUUGAGAUUGUGGAUAGGGCGGUGAAGGAGGCGUAUGGGAAGCUGGAGGAGCAGGCGGAGAUGGAGGGGGCGAGUGGGGGUGCGAGUGGGAGUGUGAGUGUGGGGGGUGGUGUGGCGAUUGGAAGGAUUGCGACGCCGGCGGGGAGGGUGGGGUCGCCGGCGGUUGCGGGGGGGAGAGUUGGGUCGCCGGCGGUUGCGGGGGGGAGAGUUGGGUCGCCGGCUGUUGCGGGGGGGAGAGUUGGGUCGCCGGCUGUUGCGGGGGGGAGAGUUGGGUCGCCGGUGGUGGGGCAAGGGCAGGGGCAGGGGCAGGGGAAGGUGGGGAUGACGCCGUUAGAGAGGGCGAAGAUGAGGAAUACGGGCGCGGGGGGUAGUUCGCCGUAUGGGAGUACGCCGUAUGGAUAUUAA